GAAGCUGUCCAGCAGCUGAGUCAACUAUCUUGUCGUUUUGCCGCUUUAGGAUGAUGUAGAGCAUCGAGGAGGGCAGCGAAGUCUACCACAACAGACAUCUCUUGAGGAGUCUGAGGCCGUUGAAAGUGUAGGCAGGGGCGGGGGGACUCCGUCAUAUCUUAUGUGUGUGCGUGCUUACGUGUUUUACUCACACACACAGAGAGAGAGAGAGAGAGAGAGAGAGAGAGAGAGAGAGAGAGAGAGAGAGAGAGAGAGAGAGAGAGAGAGAGAGAGAGAGAGANGAGAGAGAGAGAGAGAGAGAGAGAGAGAGAGAGAGAGAGAGAGAGAGAGAGAGAGAGAGAGAGAGAGAGAGAGAGAGAGAGUUGGGGAGGGGUGGUAUUAUGAGGAAGCAGGGAAUGGGGACUGGUGGGGGAGCAGGUGUCGGCUCCUUUUCCCAUUCCGGAACGGCGGGAGGAAGGGAUGCGCUGUUAGAGGAGUUAAAGCAUUUAGACGAGACGGUGUCUAGGAGCAAGCAGUUUGAUCCAUCCAUCUUGGCCUCGUACGGUUUGAGCCACAGUUUGUCUUUGUCGGCGGCAUCAUCACUGUACAAGCAGUCUCCUAAGCGCCCCCCCUCUGGGGGGCAUGGAGACAAGGCCUCCGAUGCCAGCAAGGGACUCGGUGGUCAGUCUUCUAGGUGGAAGAGUGGCGGCUCCGGUGGAUUGUUCUCUAAAUCGGGCCUCGCCAAAACCCAAUCUGCCUCCAACUCUUGCACUUCCUCUCCAUCUCGUUCGUUCACCUCCUCGUCGGGUUUCUCCAAGCUACGAGGCUCCGCAUCUGGUGGAGCACCUGAUCCGGCGGCGGCGGCCUCGCUGCCUCAGUCCGGCGAGUUGUCCGGCCCUCUUGACGCUCCUCGCCACCGUCCUUUGUUAAAACCGUUUUCUUUCUCGAAAGCCAAGAGCCGCGGCGGCAAUGGCUUCUUUCCGUACGGACUCACCCCGUCUUGCUUUCACGUUAGAACCGACGAGUCGCUCGAGGGGAUUACCUUACCGGCGAGGUCGCAGACUAUGCCGGUGCAGAAGACUGCCAACGGGAAAGCAGGAAUCCCAUUCGAGAGGCAGAGUAGUUUGGAUAGCAGUAAUACUAGUAGAAGCGGGUGGGCGGGUCAGCGGGAUGGCAGUGACGCGUCCGAGAGCACCGGGCAAACAGACAGGUACGGAAGAGGGCUUUCUAAAGGAGAAGGAGGUGCAGCGACUCGGAAGUCGGACAAAUCAUCUUACUCUUCCUCAUCUUCUUCGUCCUCUCCCUCCUCCUCCUCCGCGUCUUCUCCUGCCGUCCCUGCUUCCAGAAAGGUAGUGGCGGCAGAGAGGCGAAACUCCUCGACAACAUCUGGAGUUGGGAAUGGAGUUUCGAGUACUGGGGCUAAGCUAAACCCGCGUGAUGAAACUCAGCACGAGGUAACGUCGAAGCUGCGCUCGUCGUCCUUUAGACGUUCGACAGAGACAGAACAAGUAAAACAGGCAAAAGGAUCCGCAAGAUCAUCGUCGUCGUCGUCUUCCUCCUCUGUUUCCGUCUCGGCCGCCGCCUCUCCGCUCCCUACAUCCGCCGCUUCGGCAGAAAAACGACGAACGUCUGAGCGGUCUGUAGUUGCGUCCACUUAUCCCGCUGUCGCUGCAUCGGGUGACGUGGCUUUUGCUAGCGCAUCUGGCGAUCGCUUGAACGGGAGUGAGAGCAAUGGCGGCGAUGCGGCGAGAGCCUUCCCCAGGGAUGAGAAUGGCUCUGGACGUGUGUUGUCUGUCCCAGCAGCAGAAGCGGAAGCGGCGACCGACCGUCGUGAAGAAGCAGCAGCCUCUGUGGAGGAGGAAAGGAAAGCGGACGAGACAACGGAGCGUGGCGCGCGUGAUGGACAUAAGAAAGGAAGAGAGGAAGUCGGCCUCCAGGCCUUUUCUGGAAGAGGCGAGUUGCCUUCUGCCGUCUCCUCGUCUCAAGACAGCGGCUCGAUGGGUCGAGAUGUUCCCGGAAGUGAUGCAUCUCCGUCGGAAGCUGCUUCUUCUCAGCGAUGGAGGAAAACCGGCGGGCAAAGCGAAAGCCCUCUCUCGGUAAGCAACAGCUUUUCGUACGACACGUCGUUGCCCAAUAUCCCGUUUCAUCAGAAUGAGAACGGCGGCGGACCCGGUGUCAAGAAAAUGGGCUCGAUCUCCGAUUUCUUCCACCGACGCCAUUUCUCUCUGAAUGAUAAAGCGGCAGCGAAGAAGUCGGGAAGUGACGACGACGGUAUUCCAACGUCGGCACCUUUUCCGAGUCUGAGGGAGGAACGCCUGUAUGCGCACGGGUUUGGAAGGUCUGAGUCAUUAGUUACGGGAAGAAAGCUGGGAGGGUUUUUCAAAUGGAAGCCGUUGCGCGCGCUGGCGCGCUUAGGACACCAUCGUUCCGCGUGCACGUUCUCUCUCCAUGUGCGAGGAAUCGAGAACAUGUCUUUUAUUCCUGAUGGCAAGAUGGUGAUUGUAAGGUGGAAGAGAAAGGAGACCUGCACGGAGACACGAGCUGUGGCAGUGAAAGGCGGACACGCCUCCUUUGACACUGUUCUUUACCUCGACUGCACUCUCUAUGGCAAAGGUGGGAGGUCUAAGAAGUACUUGCCCAAGACCUCCAUGCUGCUCGUGCUGUUCUCCGACGCUAAUGGGGCCGUUCUGGGAAAACACCAAGUUGACCUGAGUAAACUCGUCCCUUCCUGCUUGAAAGAGCCCUUAACCAAGCGAUUGCCAUUGACAGGGCCGGGGGGUGGAGCCUCUUUGGUGGUAACUUUCGGUCUUGUCAGCGAGUCAGCCGAUCCGCUGGACACUGCAGGCCGCCAUGCUUACGAGGACAAGGUGACGAAAUCAGUAGCGGCCAUGAAGAUGCAUUCUCAUGUCGCGUCGCAGCCACCGGAUGCGUGCGGAGAGAGGGACCUGAAAGUGAGAGCGGCGUCUGACAUGACCAACAGAGUGGGAUCUGACACGACGGUCAAAGUGGCAUCUGACGCGAGAGAGAGCCAAGAACGAGAACCAGAGUCGCGGACGUCUUUCUUGCGUGAAGAGCAGAAUGGUGGUCUUGUGAACACCGGUAGCAGUCUUGAGGAUGAGAAGGCGGGGUCGGCCUGCAGCACGACCGAGGGUGAUGAGGCCACCAACAUGGUCCGAGAAGCAUGCUCGACAGCGGAGUUACUGGAAGAUGCAGUGUCGUCGGAGCCGAACAAGGUUGAGGCGUCGGCAGUUGAGGAACGGGAGACGGACGCGGUGCUUAUAGAUGUGGACUCGGAAGAACGGGAGGAGGAAGGCGAAGUAGAAAAGACUGAAGCGCCCACCCUGGAGGAGGAAGGAGAAGUAGAAAAGACUGAAGCGCCCACCGUUGCCGUUGGGCCGAUGGUCCAAGAACUUGCUUCUUUGUCGUCUUCUUCUGGGACGAAACCGAACGAGGUGGUCGCUUCGGCGACAACGUAUUCUUCUUCUUCUUCUUCCUUUGUUGGGUCAGCAUCGCCAUCACCAUCUCUCUCUUCGUUAUCGUUAGCGUCGCCCACGCAACCUCUGGCAUCACCUCCUCUGCCUUGGCCGACCCCUCCGUCACUGUCACAGGCGGUGCCACCAUCGCCGUCGUUGCCGUCGACUGCCUUAACCACCACACCCACGGAGGAUCCGGAGAAAAGUCCGAUCAAACUUCUGAUUGAGAGUUUCUCGGGCUUGGAGAAAGGAGGCGGAGGUGGAGGUAGUGGUUCGUGUUCACUAACAUCGAUAGCGAGCGGAGAGGAUGAAAUCGUUUCCUCCCUGUCCUCCAUCUCGUUCACCUCGCCGUCGGCCUCCUCCUCCGCUCAUGUGGCUGAAGAAGAGAGCGUCCACGAACUCAGUGGCGACGGCGUCACUCCAGGCGAACGGGAGAUUCUGAGCGAUACGGGCAAGAAGACGGAACCGGUCUCGGUACCAGGGACUUCCUCGUCAGGUGUUGAGGACCAGGUGAUGACGGUCGAGAAGCAGGAGAGCGCUCGACCGGCAGCAGCAGCGACGUCGGAACUCGUCGAGGAAGGCAGCCUAGCGUUGUCAGUUGAGCGGAGCGACCAGGGGAAAGCCGGCUUGAUGGGCCCUCAGGCUGCCAGUGGAGGAGGAGAUGAAGGCAGCGGGAUGGCGAGGGAUACGAACCCGGAGCAUCCUGACGAUGAUGGGGUUUCGACGGGAAUAACUACCGCCGAAUCGCUCCCGGCUAGCGGCGGUGAGGAAGAGGAGGCUGUGAUGUCUCUAUUGGCGAGCGUCAUGGGAGUGCAAGCGAUCGAGGUCAGUGGACUAGAAAACACCGACAGCCUGGAACAUAGUUUACGCGCCGGUGUGGCAUCGAAUGAGGUGCCAGCGGGGCGGACGGAGAUGGUGCCGGGCGGCGGUUCAGAUCAGCUUAUGAGGGAGAGAGUCGACUGUAAGAAACGCCAGGAGGAGGAGGGGGUGGAGGACGAGGAAGAUCCGUUACUUGAUGAAUUCUUGAACAUGUUAGUCGGAUCGAUGAGCGACGACGGUCGGUCCGUCGAUGGAUCGGCUUCGCGGAGCUCGCAGUUGAUGAAAGAACUUGGACUCGAAGAAGAUGACGAACCUUUUUCUUCUUUCUCUUCCUCUCUUCCCACGCAACAGCAGCGACAGCAUAAGCCGCCGCCGCCGCCGCCGCUGCCGCCGCUGCCGCCGCCGCCGCAGCAGCAGCAGCAGCGGAGCCCCUGGGAUUACAACGACCAUUCGUUCGAGUUUCCGAUCUUGAGCGGUGCCAUACCGGACGGGUUUUCGCCGCCGGAAAAGAUCAGAUCUGGGGCUUUAACAUCUGUAUUGGAUAGGAAGGAGUACACCGAUCCCUGUAACCCUGUCGUUGAAGGAGGAGCCAAAGCUGGAGGAGAGCCGAGAGGGAAGGAAGGUGCGCCUAAGGGCAGCAGCAAGGCUUCGCUCGGAGAUGCUGGCCGUGCCGUGAGAUCAUUUUUUCGCUCGAACAAAAGUGGUGCUGGUGCCGGUGCUGGUGCUGCUGCGACGAACAAGAAGAAGACGAGGACGAGCGUGGAGUUAAUGGAGGACAAGGAGACAGAGGACCUGAUGAGGAAGUUUGGCUUUGACAAGCAAUUCCUCGAGUCUGAGAACCUGGACAGACUACACCCGGACAACUCUCGCAUCGUCAAAGGGUCUAGCCAACGUAUCGUGAACAUAGCGGGCGCGCUAGAGGCUGCUGUCGCGGCUUCCUCGCUCGGCGUAGGGUUGGGCUCUGUGAUUCCGACCCGCGAUGGCGGUAUGCUGAGAAUGCUCACUCCUCACGGCGUGGGUGGUGGAAAACUUGUGAUGCAAGUAUCGAGACCUGUCGUCGUUCCCGCGGAAAUGGGGUCGGACUCGAUGGACAUCGUCAGAAGAAUGGCGAGAGCAGGAGUGAACGGGAUGGUCGUGCAGGCAAUGAUGGCUAUGCCUCUUGACGACCUGGACGGCAAGAAGCCUCAUCAGGUGCACGCGGAAGCGAUGGCGGCUCUCGAGGGAGGCAAGUACUGCAACGGGCUGAGCCAGGGCAUCACGGAUGGAGGCCGUACGAGUGUGGUGGAGUUAAGUGAAGGCGCGAUGGUGAAAGCGGGAGUGUCCAGAUACGGGAAAGAGGACGAGGAGAAUGGAAAGGGGAGGGAGAUGUUGCAACUAGAAGACGGACGGAGUGGGGAGGAGGAGGGAGGGAGCGGGGAAGGAGGAGCGAUGGUGAAGAGGGAGAGCGGUGGCGCGAUGGUGACUAUUGCAGGGAAAGGAGGAGGAACGCUGGUGGUUCGCCGGAACGAGCAGGGACAACUCGUCGGCCGUAGGAUGGGGGAAGUCGGAGGGCAAGUUGUCGUGCUAGAUGAGAAGGAGGUAGUUCUCCAAGGAGGCGAUACGGAUAGACAACAUGGUGGCGGGAGAUUUGCCGCCGUGAACCGAGGUAGGGAUCUCUACCCCGGAGAACUCGUAGACGACUGCGUUACGUUGGAGGAGCUCGUGCCUAUGGCGAUGGAAACCAUCGAGGCGUUGGCUCUCGAAGGGCUCAGGAUUCAAGCCGGUAUCAGCGAGGAAGACGCGCCGGGCACGAUGGAAUCGCUGCCAUGGAGGAGGGAAGCGCCGGGAGCUAUAGCAGCAGGGGGAGGAGUGCGCACUAAAGGAGGCGGGGGCGCCGGGCACGUAGAAGGAGCAAGCAAUGGUAAUGGUAAUUCAAUACGAGGGCUGAUUGGAGGAGGAGCCUCGCUGCUGCUUCUUGAGGAUGGAAACCGAGAGGAGAGCAUGCGAGCGCUCGGGGAAUGGAAGUCCGUGACAUCGUCCUCUUCGUCGUCCACUUCGUCGUCCUCUUUGUCGUCGGCAGGGAGCGCGGGUAAUUUCAUGUCUAUGGCGAUCAGUCUAGAUGAGUGGAUGCGUCUGGACGCGGGAAUUGCGGAUCCUCAAGCCGCCAACGAGGAGGUGAUGUCUGUCUUGUCUCUGCACGAGCGCGCGCACGGGCCUGUAGACAGCGGCAUUUUGCAGAAAAUCACCAACGGCGGAGGUGCCGACAUCCGCGGAGGAUGUGGGGAGGGUGCCGUCAUCGCGGUGCCCGCGAGCAGAAACGGCCUCGUGUAUGGCAGAAGCGCGGAAGGCAUGCCAAAGAGUGGCGGUGGGCACACAGUCGUCGUCGGCGGCGGCGGAGGCUGUGGAUUCAUGGGUAACACUCUGACGCUGGCGAUGCUUGUGCAGUUGAGGGACCCCCUUAAGAAUUACGAACCCCUCGGAGCGCCCAUGUUGGCAAUGGUGCAGGCCGAGAGGGUGAAUGUGCACCCUGCUCUUCUUGACAAGGAGAGGGUGAAUGGCGGAGGAAAAGGAGGUCCUCUGGAUGAGACGGACGACGGGGGGAUGCGAGACGAACCAUGCCAAAAUCCGGGAGAGCAUCAUGGGAAAGAGGAUCGUCCUCGCUUCAAGAUAACCGGUAUACACAUGUGUGGACUGAAUCAAGCAGCGGAGACGACGAGCAAGAAGAAGGGCUGGGGUGGGCAGAAGCAACAACAAUCGGGAUCUCGAUGGCUGUUAGCGAACGGGAUGGGGCCGAAAUCCAGACACCCUUUCCUAAAGACGAAGCCUGUACCUUCGCAGACGAAAGUCAAGGAAGGGGAGUCGUUGUGGAGUAUCUCCGCGAAACUGUACGGUAGUGGCGCGGAGUGGAGGAGGGUGGCAAAGCUGAAUCCACACAUUCGAAACCCAGAUGUAAUCUUCGCGAACGAGACUCUGCGCACGAGAUAGGCAAGUGCGGGCCGUUAUCGAGUAUAGAAACAGUGUAUGUAUAAUGAUGUGUUCCCUUGUCGCACGUUCCCUACUAGUAGUAACGUGUUCAAUUAUUACGUUGGCUGCUGCGAGGGUGCAAUCCGCCCUCACUGGCACUCAGCCUCUCAGCUUGGUCUUCACUCAAGCUGUCUGUCAUAUGCCUCUGCCUCUGUCUCCCUUAGCUUAUGAACGUGCCGAGAGGGGGGAAUAGUGAAACCCAGAAAGCGUUAGUAAUUCGUUGGUUCGGCCCUUUUUCCCUUUUUUUUUUUUUCUCUCCCGGCGACCUCACGUUGUCAGGUGUAGUAGUGUAAAUACCACCACGUAAACAGGGUGGGACAGGACAAACCCCAGCGUGCGUGCGCACGUUCGCAAUAGAAGAAGGGUGGGUGGAGAAACUUAGUGCGUGUGUAUCUUCGUCGAUGUACCGAUGUUAUCUUACGUCCCUAUCUUUUGUGUCUGCUGCAAGAUUACCGUUUGGAAGCUGAUGCAUGUACACAAGCUGUUGCAAUACGUUUCUGUGGGCCGUCGCUGAGCGCUCAUCGGGAUGAAGGAAAGUAGUGUAUUUCCCUUCGAAUCUUCUGGAGGAGGAUCUCGGUCUCUCUCUUUCUCUUCCUCUCGUUCUCUUGCAGUCGAUGUGGUUAUUCAUUGUGGGGAUGAGCAGGGUCUCAGACGGAUAGAUGAGUGGAAAAGGGGUGCUGUAUUUAUUUCCCGGAUAUGCGGGGCUUUGCUUUUCAAGCAUAGACCCAAAUGUAAAAGAGGAGUUGCAGAGUGCCGCUAGUAUGAAGUAGCAGACUGUGCGUUGCAGAGUGCCGCUAGUAUGAAGUAGCAGACUGUGCGUUGCAGAGUGCCGCUAGUAUGAAGUAGCAGACUGUGCCAAUGACUCAAUGAGUGUAAUUGUUCGCCCAUAGGUUAUUAGAUGAGUUCGGACGGUCAGGACUUGUGUACAGUACGAACGCACUUGUCGGCCUGCAGCCAGCAAUCAAUUUACUGUGCAAGUUUGAGAGAGAGGGAGGAGGGGCGGCAUAGGAGUAUUAUACUUGUAGGCACGGAGCUGCGAUCAAUUGACUGCAAGUUUGAGAGAGAGAGGGAGGAAGGGUGGCGUAGGAGUAGUGGGGUGGUUAUACGGGAGAGCCUUGCGUGGAGGCAAGGAGUUGCUCUGUUAGAAGCCUCCUCCACAACAAUAGAUCGUUUCUUGUACGAUGGAUCUCCAGCAGGCAUUAACCAGUCUCCCCUUACCUGAACUCAAGAGUCUAGUUCCUCCAAAUUUUGCUUUUUUGGCACACCUGAAAUCAUUGAAGAGCGUAUCUGAGCAUCUCUCACGGGAACUCUAUGCCUACUCUGCUAAAUAGCUGGAGCCAGUCGGCCUUUACAUGGGUUCUUACUGCGAAGUAAGGAAAAGAAAGAAAUAGAGCCUUCUUCAAGUUUCAAAGCUGGGAAAGAUUGGGUCGGUGGUGCUGUUAUAUUAUCCGGCGUGGGAAGAGGCAAUUGUUUUUGUAAUUGCCUUUUCUCUGCCAGGUAUAAUUGUGGUAUGUGGUCGUUUCCAGCCAUCUGGGCGUCCGUGUUAUGCGGCUUGUCCAAUUGCCUUCAGGCGAGACCAAAGCAGGGAGUGGGAGGUGAAAAGACAUCUUCUGUUCGUAACAUGAAGUUCUCCUCCUCCCUGAAAUUGAAGAUAGGGCUGUGCUAUCUGCAGCGUUUGGUGGUGUACGCAUGUACGGGGGGGGCGGGGAGAGAGAGAGAGAGAGAGAUGCCUCCUAGUGUGGAUGGUAGCGAAAUGUACCGUUGCGAUGCAUGUUUUCGUGAGAGUAUUUUGGGUGCAGCGGAGGGCAUCAAGGUGUAAUUGAUCAUAUUGGAGGGAACUGGGCCAUUCGAUUGGAUGACUGGGACUGUUUAAUGAAUGGUAGCACGGUCUGCGAGGAUGACUGCAUCCAAGCUUUGCUCACUCUUCAGGGGAGAGGUUGCUGCUCUUGCGGAAGGGCUCAGCUCGUGAGAGGACACGGAUUGGAGUUAGCAGGUUUGGAGGCCUGGCAUACCGGCAGAAGCUGAAAGACUCUGUUUGGAGCCUCUCAUUGCGCCUUUCUACCUGGUCUGUUGCGGGAAUUCGCAUGCGUUUAUGAAGGAAGGAUGGCGGUUCAUGGCAAUCAUUCCUUUAUGAAGAUGGUGUGUGGUGGGUGUCUUGGAUAUUCCGACGAUAGCAUGUCCGGUAGGAGAGCAUCUGAAAAGAAGAGCAGCACAGGAAACCGCCGGAGUUGAAGACACUGACAAACAAAGUGGCUUCAUCAAAGAUUGUUCGUUUACACUCCGGAAACAAAUUAGGUAAGUUAUGUUUUAUCUCUAGUGCUAUUCUGGACGAAUUGGUUUCUAGCAGGCCCAUGAUGAGAUGAAGAGAAUAUUAGUUGUGGUCCACAUAUAUGGCACAGGUGGACGAAGUCGCAAUGUGUCGUACCGUCUGUUUUUACUGCGCGCAAAGUCGUAGGGGGUAGCAUGGUACAGUUACGGUAGGUAAACAGAGGCAGGUUAUCCUAGUACGAGUUAAAGAUGAGGUAUGGGAGGUAGCCAAGGUAGGUGUCCUUGUAGGGGGCAUGGAUUAUGCGGUCUGCUCUCUGCUGAGGUGUGCACUUGCAGUCAGAUUGCAAACCAGCGGGCUAGUAGCCUACUUAUUCCUGCUGCUGCAGCCGCUGCUGUCUCAUCAUGUUGCAACCCGUAUUAUUUUGUCCUUGUCACGUCCGCCAUAGAAUUUUUUCCCCUCUCCCUACCCCCUGCCUUCCCCCCUCCUCCCUCGGCCUUCCCCUUUCCCCCCUCUUCUCCCUACCUUCCCCCUCUUCCUCCCCCUUCCGAUCCCCCUCUCCUUGUUUCCUUUGAGGGAAAUUCGUCCGUUGUAGAUUGCAACUUUGUACCAUACAAAAGGAAUCUUUUGAGAAGGAUAGUUGUGAAGCAUUAUGGUCACUAAUCU
Molecule: messenger RNA, 10206 nt
Organism: Chara braunii
Lineage: Eukaryota; Viridiplantae; Streptophyta; Charophyceae; Charales; Characeae
Source: the annotation of a GenBank genome assembly